UCCCAGCUGAUUUCUAGAGCUGAUGACAUUAAUAUCUGCACUGGACAGGCAAAGGAACUUAGCAUAUCGUGUGUUACUUAUGCCACAGCUCAAAAAAUGCGGGCAGCAAUCAGUCACAAGUACGGAUGUGACCACAGACUCAGUACACAGCCCUGGCUGGAGGAUUCCCUGCAGCCUGGUCACUUCCGGGGAAAUCCAUCACUCUCGGUGACGGUAUCACAGUACAUGAUAAGUUUGGGCCGCCGAAAGGUUCGAGCAGGAGAGGUGGUCACAAGUGCACAUGCAAUGGAUGAACAGACUAUGAAGGAGCUGUAUGAAUACAAU
This is a messenger RNA of Suillus bovinus, 324 nucleotides long. RefSeq lists its product as uncharacterized. The annotation marks the transcript as partial. The transcript has 2 exons. The record is from RefSeq and is a predicted model, not a curated record. NCBI's taxonomy places the organism in Eukaryota, Fungi, Basidiomycota, Agaricomycetes, Boletales, Suillaceae.